This is a messenger RNA of Prorocentrum cordatum, 1517 nucleotides long. Lineage: Eukaryota; Dinophyceae; Prorocentrales; Prorocentraceae. The record is from the annotation of a GenBank genome assembly.
GGGGAGGAAAGGGUGAGCAAGGACCGUAGCCAUCCUGGCUCAAGGCAAUUGCGCAGGAGCAGGAGGAGGAGGAGGAGGAGGUGCGAUGCCUUGUCUUUUCUUUGCGGAUGCUGGACAUCCGUCGAGGGUCUCGAGAAGGCGCGGUUUCCCUCGAAGGGUCGAUCAAGAACUGCGGCCGGACAAAACAAUGGAGCGCAGCACUGCGGUUGCUCCGCGAAGGAAUUCGAUUGGGUGCGCAACUUGGCCCAAGCCACUACGUUGCGACUGUCAGCGCAUGCAGAAAAGGCGGGCAAUGGCAACACGCGCUGUCAGUACUGAGCGAGAUGUGGGAGGCGAAGCUGGAACCCAACGUCAUCAGCUACAGCGCUGGGAUCAGCGCGUGCGAGAAAGGCGAGCAGUGGCAGCAAGCGCUGGCGCUGCUGAGCGAUAUGUGGGAGGCGAAGCUGGAACCCAACGUCAUCAGUUACAACGCUGGUAUCAGCGCGUGCGAGAAAGGCGAGCAGUGGCAUCGGGCGCUUGCGCUGCUGAGCGAGAUGCGGGAGGCGAAGCUGGAACCCGACGUCAUUUCUUCAGCUACAGCGCUGGGAUCAGCGCGUGCGAGAAGGGCCAGCAGUGGCAGCGGGCCCUGGCGUUGCUAAGCGAGAUGCGGGAGGCGAAGCUGGAGCCCGUCGUCAUCAGCUACAGCGCUGGGAUCAGCGCGUGCGAGAUGGGCGAGCAGGUUCAGCGGGCCCUGGCGUUGCUGAGCGAGAUGCGGGCGGCGAAGCUGGAGCCCAAUGUCAUCAGCUACAACGCUGGGAUGAGCGCGUGCGCCUGCAACGCUGGGAUCAGCGCGUGCGUGAAGGGCGAGCAGUGGCAGCGGGCCCUGGCGCUGCUGAGCGAGAUGCGGGGGGCGAAGCUGGAGCCCGACGUCUCAGCUACAAUGCUGGGGUCAGCGCGUGCGAGACGGGCGGGCAGUGGCAGCCAGCGGCGGCGCUGUUGAUCGAGAUGCGGGAGGCGAAGCUGGAGCCCGACGUCAUCAGCUACAGCGCUGGGAUCAGCGCUUGCGAGAAGGGCGAGCAUUGGCAGCGGGCCGUGGCGCUGUUGGGCAAGAUGCGGGAUGCGAAGUUGGAGCCCAAUGUCAUCUUCAGCUACAACGCUGCGAUCAGCGCGUGCCAGAACGGCAAGCAGUGGCAGAGGGCUCUGUCUCUGCUCAGAGACAUCCGCCAGAUGAAUUUGUACCCAGACUUGUUCGCCUAUGGGAUUGUAGCCAGCAUGUGCGAGCAUGGCGGACAAAAGAAGCUGGUGCAGUCGUUGACGAGGGAGAUGUGCGGCCUGAUCGCAGCGGAAUAGCGUAAUCCGUAUUCUAUUGCCAGGCCCGUGUGCAUGUAAAGAAUGUCGCCAGCGAAGGCAGCGAAUUUCGCGAUGCUGUGGAGAGCCCAGGGGCAGUUUGAUUACCUCGUGCGAGCAGGGCAGGCAGUCGCAGCAGGCCUUGUCGCUGCUCUGCGCGACGUGGAAAGCAAAACUGAAGCCCGACGUUA